AUCGCCGGGAACUACCACACAGGCCAUGUACUCUGAAGGAAAAUUAUAUCGAGUCAGUCGUCUUCGAACUGUUCUCAUGUGAUCAUGUCUCUCUGGAGCUUUUUUUAACCAAUUACGUAGUGGAGUGAUUCAAAAGCUUCCCAAGCAAAAUAAUUGUGUGCAAUGUAAACAUUUUGUGCAACACUAAUAUAGAGCACAACGAAAAUUUGGUAUUCACUAUGAAGUUAUUUUGGUUGAAGACUGCAGGCAUACGAUAUGAUAUGAAAAGGUUUAAGUAUUAGAUAAAAUGACGGCUUUUAAGUCGUAAGUUCAAAAUGUUAACAAUGUUUAUGAUAAGAUACGUUGUUUUUGCCUUGUUGAUUUUAGUCACUGCAUCAAAAAUCCAAAAUGAAUGUGUUUUAGAUUUGUUAAAAAAUAAUUUGAGGGACAUUUACUGUAAGUUCAUACCGUAUGAAAUUGAUAUUAGCUAUCUCAAUGGUACGACCCGGUUAGACGUAUCAGAAAAUGAUAUUGAAGAGCUUUACCUAACGAGUGGACAAAAUGUAACUUUAAACGAAAUAAAUUUGUCCAAAAAUAAUAUUUCAAAUCCAUGUACAGUGAAAUUUAACCAGGUAAUUCAUGUAAAUUCUUUAGUUUUGUCACACAAUCAAGUAAAAUAUUUUUCUAUAUGUUCAACACCUAAAAACUUGACUUUGAGUUGGAAUUCUAUACAAUCAUUAAAUAAAACCGACAUGAUAAAUGCCACAUACCUUGAAGUUCUAGAUUUAAGUUAUAACAAUAUAUUAUGGAUAGAAAACGAUACGUUUAGUGAUCUUAUAAAUAUUCAGUGGCUAAACUUACGAGGUAAUAGGUUGACGAGAAUUUCAGAAUGGAAUCUACCUAGUAAUACAUUACAACAUCUUGAUUUGUCAGAAAACCAUCGUCUUGAUCAGACAACCGCGUUUCAACCAUUCGAAAUUUUGGUUGAAUUGAAUAUUGCCCAGAACGUUGAUUUGGCUCCAGCAAUUUUGGUUUCAAGUCCACGACUUCAAAAAUUGGAUGUAUCUUUUACUAAUCUUAUAGAAGUACCAACAACGUCAGCUCCAUUAUUGGGAUCUCUUAAUUUAAGUGGAAAUAUGAUAAAAUCUAUUCGCAGUGGUGAUUUGGAUGGUUUUCCACUGCUUAAAAAAAUUGAUAUAAGUUUAAAUCGUAUAAGUUACGUAGAAGAUGAUGCAUUUGGGAGACUAGAUCUUUUAACUAUACUUGAUCUUAGUGAUAAUUUAUUAGAAAUAGUACCAAAAAGCUUACCUGAUAGAUUAGAAAUACUUAAUCUCAGUGGUAAUAGGAUUAAUAACUUAACUAUGGAAGAUUUUCAAGGUUGUAAAAGACUUAAAAAAAUAAACAUUAGAAAUAAUAGAUUGAGUUACAUUCAAGAUUUUACAUUUUCAUCUCUUACAUUUUUAGAUAUUUUGGACGUAUCUGAAAAUCCUAUCCAGCUUAUCACUAGAGAGAUGUUAGUGGGUCCUGUUAGAUUAAAGCAUCUUAUAAUGGAAAAAAUGGAACCACUAGAAACAGUCUUAUUUCCAUUUACAGAUACUCAAUAUUUAAGUCAUCUCCGACUGAUGAACAGUUCACAUCUUGCUGCGAUUUUAUUUAAUGAUAGUGCAGUAUUUUCUUCCUUGUUACAAUUAGAAUAUUUAGAUAUAAUGAAUUGCAAUAUAAAAGUAUUGCCUAGUAAUUUACCUUAUUAUAUGCCAAAAAUGAGAAAUUUAUUUUUUAAUAAACUUGACUGUUUUGGAGAAUGGUUUAAGGAAUGGAUGUGUGAAAUACACUCUUCGUGGGAAAAAUAUAAUUACAAGAUAAAUUUAACAAAUGUCAGACUAAGAAAUGUGCUACCAACAUUAAAAAAAACGCCCAUUGAUCAGCUGUAUUGUAUAGAUAACUAUGGUCAAGAACAAUUGGUUUAUGACAUAGAAUAUUGUGCAGCGAUUACUACAACGUCAAUCAAACAAAAUAAAAUAAUAUUUACAGAACCAACAGCAGUUUUUGAACGAUUGAGAGCUAAAACUGAACCCAAAAUUUCACAAGUCAUAACAGAAGUGAAACAUCCUGGAAUUGUGGUAUUUUUUGUUAUUAUAUUAUCACUCAUUUUCUUAGUUUUUGGUUCUAUUUUGAUAGGAAUAAGAACUAUUCCUAUUAAAAAUAUACGAUGGAAGCAAAGUAAUGUAGACGUAAACUAUCAGUCAAUUGAAAUAAAAAGUUUAGAAAGUUUAAACUAUGUAGAAAGAUGGUAAAUUGCCAAAAAUGUAAAUAAAUGUGUUCUUUAUCAAUUAAUUUUUUUAUUUUUUAAAUAAAUGACGUUGAUUGAACUUUAUUUUGUUUUUUUUUUUACUUUAAUAAACUUAUUACUAAUAAUAAUAUAAAACCAAUAACAACAUAAAAUAAAAACCAAAUUUUUUUUCUUUUAAUUAUUUUUUUGUAUACUCAUCACUCUACACAAAUCCUAAUAGUAUAUAUAAUUUUAUACUAUCUAUUAGAGGUUGAAUAAAAGAUUGAAGUACCUCUCUUGGUUGCACCAGACUGUAGAAAUUUAUUCCGUUUUUUUAUCAUUGUAAAAUUGUAAAAAUAGUUAUGUAAAUUAUUCAAUUGGCAAAAGUUGUCAUUGCCAUAACAUUUCGGGGUCGUUGUCUCCUAUUCUAUGGUUCCUGUUAUUCGAUACAUCGGGAACUGACAAAAAUAAACUAUUGGCUAAGUUCUACAUCUAAAGUACAUUCAUGUAUUGUAUUGUUAUCAGAACCAAACUGGCUUUUCUAGUGCGAUCCAAAAAAAAUUUAUUUUUAGUGAACUAAAAAAAAAGUCAAAAUUCAAUUUUUUUAAAGCUCUCUUGUCAUAAUAUUUAAGCAACCCUUUGUGAAAUCUUCCGAUUUUCCGAUCAACCAAUCUUGGUUGUUAUCUUAUUUUAAAUUGUGGUAAUAAAUUAUAUUGGUUCAGAAUUAAUGUGUAGUAAUAUUACCUAUAAAAUAGCUAAAUUUAAAAAAAUUAA
Messenger RNA from Daktulosphaira vitifoliae (grape phylloxera), 3022 nucleotides. It is a transcript of the gene 2mit, whose product is annotated as slit homolog 2 protein. Bases 315 to 2273 code for a protein of 652 amino acids. Lineage: Eukaryota; Metazoa; Arthropoda; Insecta; Hemiptera; Phylloxeridae. The record is from RefSeq and is a predicted model, not a curated record. Gene Ontology annotation, molecular function: protein binding. The transcript is spliced from 2 exons.